GGGUAGGUGGUGGCUCCUGGAGGCCUGUCGUGGAACUCUGGGCCCAGACCUGCGCCACGGGUCACCUGGACUCUUCCCCCAGCCAGGCUUUCUAUCUCUUUCUGCCCAACACAGACCCUGAGGGGCCCGCUCAUGCCCUCGUUCCCCCUCCCUUCUGUUCCCUGCGACCCCACGACCCUGCGUGUCCCUGCACCCAUGUGCCCCAAACCCACACACCCUGCAGCAUCCUCGUGCACACACAGCCUGCGCCCCGCACGUCCCUGCACCCAGCCAGCUGACUCCAGUCCCCCCUGCGUGCACUGCAGGGAGAGGACCGAGAGGCUGUCUGCCCACACACCCAGAACAGCCACCCAAACACCCCGCUCCCCCAGGACCCCUGGGACGCACAGUCAGGCCCAGAGUUGGGGUCUGCUGCCCCCUAGACAGCUCCGUGUCCCUGAGGGCCCCUCCUUCGCGCUCACCACAGCCCUCGCCUGGCCUUGCUGCUGCUCCGCAGUGGUGCCUGUCUUGUGAGGCUGCUCAGUACACUGAGGUGGGGUGACCCGGCCCUCGGAGGACCUGGGCCCUCCACGAGAAGGGGCUUCGGCCAGGACUCCCGUGCACACCUGAGUGGGGGGCUCGGACUGGUCAGGCCAAGGUCCGUGGGCCUGCACCCCCAGCGCGUGGCCGCAGUGCGCCCUCCCCUCCCAUCCUUGGGCUCCCUGACCUCCCGACGCAAGAAGCAGGGCCUUCAUUCACCUGGUGGGCUAGACGCUGGACCGACCGUCCCCAGAAAGUGCACCUCGGACGGCGACGCGGGCUGUGAAGUGUCCUCUGAGACGCGUGGAGGGGACGCCCGGCGUGUGGCAGUUUAGUCGAGAGACUGGCUCCGCCCGAGAGCUGAGGAUCGCCGGAGCCUGGACGGUGACACCAUCUGGGCCCCAUCUGUCCUUCCUCACGGCACCCUUGGCACCUUAAGCCACUACCCCCAGCUGCAUUUUGGGAGAAAGAUGGAGUCCAAGGUCUCAGAAGGUGGGCUGAACGUGACCCUGACAAUCCGCCUGCUGAUGCAUGGAAAGGAAGUGGGAAGCAUCAUCGGGAAGAAAGGAGAGACCGUGAAGAAGAUGCGUGACGAGAGUGGUGCCAGGAUCAACAUCUCAGAGGGGAACUGCCCGGAAAGGAUCGUGACCAUCACGGGCCCCACCGACGCCAUCUUCAAGGCCUUUGCCAUGAUCGCCUAUAAGUUUGAGGAGGACAUCAUCAACUCCAUGAGCAACAGCCCCGCCACCAGCAAGCCCCCGGUGACGCUGAGGUUGGUGGUCCCUGCCAGCCAGUGCGGCUCCCUCAUCGGCAAAGGCGGCUCCAAGAUCAAGGAGAUCAGGGAGUCCACAGGAGCCCAGGUGCAGGUGGCCGGGGACAUGCUGCCCAACUCCACGGAGCGGGCGGUGACCAUCUCGGGGACCCCCGACGCCAUCAUCCAGUGUGUCAAGCAGAUCUGUGUGGUCAUGCUGGAGUCCCCACCGAAAGGUGCCACCAUUCCCUACCGCCCAAAGCCCGCCUCCACCCCUGUCAUUUUUGCAGGUGGUCAGGUAAGAGCCGACCCGCUCGCGGCCUCCACUGCCAACCUCAGCCUUUUACUGCAGCCCCCGCCGCUGCCCGCCUACACGAUCCAGGGACAGUACGCCAUCCCGCACCCAGAUCAGUUGACCAAGCUCCACCAGCUGGCCAUGCAGCAAACCCCCUUUCCUCCCCUCGGACAGACCAACCCCGCUUUCCCCGGAGAAAAGCUGUCUUUACACUCCUCCGAAGAAGCUCAAAAUCUGAUGGGCCAGCCCUCAGGUCUGGACGCCAGCCCCCCGGCCAGCACUCACGAGCUCACCAUUCCCAAUGACCUAAUAGGCUGUAUAAUUGGACGCCAGGGGACCAAGAUCAAUGAAAUCCGACAGAUGUCCGGAGCUCAAAUCAAGAUUGCCAAUGCCACGGAAGGGUCAUCGGAGCGUCAGAUCACCAUCACGGGGACCCCGGCUAACAUCAGCCUCGCCCAGUACCUCAUCAAUGCCCGGCUGACGUCCGAGGUCACUGGCAUGGGCGCGCUCUGACCCUUCCGGUGGCAUCCACCCCGCGGCCCCGCGGCUCGCCACUGUACAGACAGCCCGCCCCUCGUCACAGAUACAAAUAGCGGUUUUCUUUAUGACACGUGGCCGGUGCCGCCGAGACGCACGCACCAACGAAGCAGCCGCGUCCACGGCUGAGCCUGGGCCCACCCCCGCGUUAGCCUCCGCCCGUCUGUCCCUGCGCCAGCAUGCGGCGUGACUUCUGUCCUGUGCUCCGGGGCAUUCCCGUCCGUGACGUUCUAGAAGUAUCGUUCCUAGUGUCAGUGUGACGUUUCAGAGUGGGUCUGACGUUUCGACGCCGUCCCCUGCACCGCCCCGCGGCCCGCUUCCCCUCGCCCGCAUCCAGGCGGGUGUCCACGUGGGUGUUUGCCCGGGCGUGCCUCCUCCUUGUUCCGAGGGAAGGGGGAGCAUGGUGCCGGGGCCCUGGCCGAGGCACAGGGUGAGGUGGGGUGCUCGGGCACUUGAAGGGGAGACAUGGGCCCCUGGGCACCUUCGGGGGGCCGGAGGGCACGGGCUGGCUGGGAAGCGCCUCUGCUCCAUGUCGGAGUUCAAUAAAGGUCGUGGGCCGCCCCGCUGGCUGUGGCUCCUCUGUGCCCCUCGCCAGGCCCCGUCCCUCCCGCGCACGUGCGCUCGCACCCGAGACCCGGCCCAGCAGCCGUGGCUGGAGCAGCCAGUCCUUUGUCACGCAGUCAGCCCCCGGCCCUGCGCCCCCGGCCUUCGCAAGUCAUUCCGGUUUUGCUUUUGCAGAAUUACUGAAAAAGACAAUGACAGAAACUUCAUUUUUGGUUUCUGAAUUGUGGACUCACCUCUCCCACCACCUGUGUGUGGGGGGACAGGCCACACGCAGUGACCCCAGUGUGCACACCACACCCUUUCACCGAACUGUGUUCUCAGCUCGCCCCCGCCCACCGCCCCUUCUGGAUGCUGAAGCCCUGGGUGGGACGCGGGCCCUGGCAGAAGGGGGCUCACGAUGGACAGAGGCCGUCAGCCUCUCCCAGAGCCUGUCAAGCACCCAGUGGCCCGGGGUGGCCUGCCUGUCAGCGGGAGCCCCUUCGCAGCUGCCCGCGUGGCCAGGCCACCUGGCACACUCCCCUCACUAUCUCCACAGCCCCUGGUCAAGGUACAGUGCACAUCACAGCAGCGCCGAGCCACCUCGCACACCUGGGUGGCUUAGGGCCAUGUGGUCCACUCACCCAUUGGACACGUUGGCCACAUGCCGGCCACCCCUCAGGGGAACCUGGGAGGAGGCGGAGAUGUGGCAGACACAGGCCAUCCCCUGGGCACCUCCGUCGGCACGUGGGCAGUGGGUGGCCGGCAGACGGGGUGAGUACGAGCCUAUAGGGCAGUAGGUGUGGCGAUGCACAGACCCGGCUGGGCGGGGCGCCAGGAGCUCAGUGUGGAGUGGGCAGGCACAGCGGGCCGACCC
This is a messenger RNA of Pteropus alecto (black flying fox), 3519 nucleotides long. RefSeq names its product poly(rC) binding protein 3 (gene PCBP3). Bases 990 to 2078 code for a protein of 362 amino acids. Gene Ontology annotation, molecular function: mRNA binding. Gene Ontology annotation, cellular component: nucleus; cytoplasm. The record is from RefSeq and is a predicted model, not a curated record. Gene Ontology annotation, biological process: regulation of RNA metabolic process; regulation of gene expression. NCBI's taxonomy places the organism in Eukaryota, Metazoa, Chordata, Mammalia, Chiroptera, Pteropodidae. The transcript has 14 exons.